This is a messenger RNA of Lytechinus pictus (painted urchin), 2996 nucleotides long. RefSeq names its product monocarboxylate transporter 12-like. NCBI's taxonomy places the organism in Eukaryota, Metazoa, Echinodermata, Echinoidea, Temnopleuroida, Toxopneustidae. Gene Ontology annotation, molecular function: monocarboxylic acid transmembrane transporter activity. The coding region runs from base 136 to 1350 and encodes 404 amino acids. Gene Ontology annotation, cellular component: membrane. The transcript has 4 exons. Gene Ontology annotation, biological process: transmembrane transport. The record is from RefSeq and is a predicted model, not a curated record.
AACAUUGGAUUUCAAAAUGGCGGCGCCCAUGGUCCAGUACUUGCAUACUUCUAUCGAAGAACCCACGGCGUGUUCCGGCGAUGUCUUCUGGUGACAGGUGCAAUAUUUGCAGCAGGAGGACUCCUUCUUGUAUCCAUGGUAACCAAUGGUAAAGAAUUGGCUGUCUGCUUAUCAGUUUCUGGUCUUGGUUCCAGCAUCCUGUCAAUUUCAUUGGUAAUCAUUCUGAGCGAUCAGUCUGGAGAGGCCUUUGCAGUAUUCUACGGCAUUGGUACAUCAGGUUACGCCAUCGGAGUGGCUAUAGUUCCCCCGAUCGCAGACUACCUGAUGAGGAUUUAUGGCUGGAGAGGGUCCUUGAUGAUUAUUGGAGGUAUCAUGGCGCACCUUAUACCUUUCGUCUUGAUGGUUGAUCUCGACGUAGAGGGCGUCGUACGGAACGAUUUUGGGCCCUUUAACACCGACGAUGAAGAAAUUGAAGACCAAUUUGAUAGGUCCGAAAUAGAAGCGCUUAUCUCCAGACCAAGUUUCCAGGAAGAAACACACAAUGACGGGGAUAAAUCGCACGUUGGCGGUAUUUACGCUGAAAUAAAUCCGGCAAAUAAUGAAAUCGGAUCAGAAAAUGAAAACGCAAGGUUAAGUGACAUCCAAGAGCUAACAUCUGAAAAAUCAGCUACUGGUAAAAGAAUGCAUAAUAUGUUAGAAAAAGGAUAUAAGCGAAAAUGUCUGAAUGAUUGUUCUAAUUGUUAUCGAAUCUUCACAGACUCCAUAUACAAUCAAGAUCGCUGGAUGAUUCUCCUUAUGCUGGUCACACUUGUAUUGCAUAUGGUAGACUCUAGUUGGUAUGCAUAUCUCAUCCCAUGUGCGAUUGCUCUUGAUAUUCCUAUAUCCCAGGUACUGUGCCUACCUUACUCUGCGGGGGCUGGAUUAUUCGUAGCCCGAAUUUUAGGCGGGUUCCUCGAGAAAUCUAAGCUUUUAUCUGGCCAAUCCUUGUUUCUUUUCUUUACCUUACUCAACAUCUUAUCACUUUUGUGGAAUAUCUUCGCUCCAAGAUUUGCUUUCAUGAUUGUGACUUCAUUCAUCUCGGCAUUCACGAUUUCCCAACGAAACCUUCUGUCGUUGGUCAUAUGUAAGGACAGGGUGCCUAAGUCACAAUUCCCGAUGAUUCUGGCUUCUUAUGAAAUUGUUUGUGGAAUUGGACUCUUUCUCGGAUCCUUGUUAUGUGGAUAUGUCGCAGAUGUGACGGGCUCUUUCAACGCUUCAUAUAUGUUCAUCGCAGGGGUAGAACUCCUUUUAUCCUGUCUCAUGAUUCCAUCAAUAAUUGCCGAGAAGUUGAAGGAACGCACGGCGGACUAAACGAGAACCUCACAGAUACUUCACAAAGGUGUAUACUGGGAUAUACAUUUCAGGGUCAUUAAAAAAAAGAAGAGGAAAGCCGGCUGGAAAUUUCACCUGCAUAAAACAAUUGUGCAUUUGUGCUGAUGAUGUGACAUUGAAAUAUCAUAUGAGGACAAUCUUGCACCUUACCUCAUAACUAAGUUGUCAAACUGUAACAUUACAUAGUAAACUUUGCCAACAUCCUUGGACGAUCGUCAGGGGUAGAUCCACCAGACGAUCGUCGCGUCCAGGGAGGGAAACAAGGAAGCUUUCGCACCGCCAGGAAGAACGAAUUCUAGAACACAGUAUUUUGCAAACGCAUUGAAAAUGCUGGUCAGAUGACAAUAAACAGUUGGGAGGUCUUCGUCGGAAAUUGGCCAACCGAAACCGGAGCUGACGAAAAAAUGCAAUGUCGUUUGUCCAGAGCCAAGGAAAAAACUGCUGUUUUGAUUCACCAAUUUUCGACAAAAACUUAUUGUAUAUGAAGAUUAUUUGACAAUGGUUUACUGACGGUUGGUCUAAUCUCCAGAUGGGCUCACAACAUUCGGGCUAAAACCGCUUAGAAAUCUCAUUUGGUCUAAUGAUCACUUGGUCUAAUAGCAAAUUAGUCCAAUGACCACUUCGUCUAAUAGCCAUUUGGUCUAAUGCCCAGUUGGGCUAAUCGUCACUCGGUCAUUUUUCAUUAGACCAAAUUUUCAUUUGGUCUUAUUGCCAUUUCGUCGAAUGUACUUUAUUGUGACUUGGUCUAAUACUAAUUGUAAUUGUAGGUUAGUCUAAUACUAGUUGGCCUUAUACCAGUUCGUUUAAUCCUCACUUGGUCUAUUAUUCAUUUGGUCUAAUGUGCAGUUGACCUAAUUUCCAUUUCGGCUAAUUUCCACUUCGUCUACAUGCCACUUGAUCUAAUUUCCAAUUUGUAUAAUUUCCAUUUGGGAUAAUGGUUUAUUGUGCUAUUCCUAAUAGGCCACCCUUCAUACAGUUUAUUCAUGUUAUUUGUGUUUUUAUUUUUAUUUUUUGAACUUGAACACUGUAGAAAUUUAAUAUUGCAUUGUAUGAAAAAAAUGGAUAUGCCUAAUAUAAGGCAUAGAGUAGACAAAGAAGGAAUUGAAGGGAGAAGGGAAAGAAGAGAAGAGAAAAGAAAAAUGAAAAGAAAAGAGAGGGAGAAAGAAAAGGAAGGGAAAAAAAGAGUGCAAUUACAUAAAAGAAGGAAAACCCGGACGAUCUCAGGUUAGGGUAUCACGGGCCUAAAACAUUUUCCAUAGACUCGUGUGUUAAAGUGGCACUUAAAAAAAAUUCAUAUAAAAUAUGGAUGAAAUUCGAGGGUUGAAUGCUUACUUCCAGUGGAUAGGAUAUAUGUCUGACAUUCCAUAUCUGACCAGAAAAGGGUACCUCGACCGGCUCAUUUUAAAAAUAAAUCAGCAUUUAUGAAGACUACACCUGCCAGGAUCAAAUUCAUCACUUUAGACAGUAAAAUGGCCCUACUUCUUCCUUCAGUAAAAAAAAAAUGGUUCCAAAGUGGUGGUAUAUCUUCCCAAUUUGGAAAAAGAAAGUUCAGUAGUUACCCUCCUAGAAUCAGUGAGUGUUAGAUUGUCAAUCAUAUUCAUUCAUUUUUGUCAGUCAACAAUAUC